AUGACAGCUCGCGGCGCGCCAGGCGGCUCACGUGACUACGCUCCGCCGAGUGGGCGGGCCCGAGGCGAGGCUGCGAGCGGGCGGGGCGCCUGCACCGGGUGGCGUCGGUGGCGGAAGAUCCGAGGACCCGGCAAAGGCCUUGAGCCCCGGCGGAGCUCUGCUUCGGAGCCUGCUGACCUGGACCCAGCCCGAGAUAGCGGCAGGAACGCGCACCAGGACGCGGGCCGCCAGGUGUCUGGAGCAGACAUACUUCAGCAGGGAAAGUGGCAAGCCAGACGUGGGCUGAUGGCGGGCAGGGCGCUGAUGGUGGAGAUCGUGUUUGGAGAUGCGCCUGGGGGUCCAACCGCUAGGCUUCCCGUCAGCCCCUUGCUUCUACCUGUAAAUGUGAACAAGACUCCCGCAGUGGACUGCCGAGAUGUGUGUAGCGUGAAUGCUUCGAAUCGCUGUGACUUCAUCCGCAACAACCCUGACUGCCAAAGCUCAGAGGGCUACCUGGACUACCUGGAGGGCAUCUUCUGCUGCUUCUCGCCCAGCCUCCUCCCUCUGGCCGUCACCCUCUACGUUCUCUGGCUCUUCUACCUGUUUCUGAUUCUGGGAGUCACCGCGGCAAAGUUUUUCUGUCCUAACUUGUCGGCCAUCGCCACCAGCCUCAAGCUCUCCCACAACGUGGCAGUAUCCUUUUCCCCCCAUGGUGUCACCUUCCUGGCCUUUGGGAAUGGAGCCCCUGACAUCUUCAGCGCACUGGUGGCCUUCUCGGACCCUCGCACGGCUGGCCUGGCCUUGGGGGCCCUGUUUGGCGCCGGCGUGCUGGUCACCACGGUGGUAGCCGGUGGCAUCGCCAUCCUGCGACCCUUCACAGCCGCCUCCAGGCCCUUCCUCAGGGACAUCAUCUUCUACAUGGUGGCUGUGUUCUUGACCUUCACAGCUCUCUACUGUGGCAGGGUCACACUGGCCUGGGCUCUGGCGUUCCUGGGCUUCUACGUGUUCUAUGUACUCACCGUGGUUCUCUGCACCUGGAUCUACCGAUGGCAGCGGAGGAAAUCCCUGGUUUACUCCACGCCGGGAACCCCAGAGCUGCUCACAGACUCAGAGGAUGACCAGGUGUCUUCUAACACCAACAGCUAUGACUAUGGGGACGAGUACCGGCCACUCAUCCCCUCCCAGGAGACCACGGCCCAGAUCCUGGUCCAGGCCCUCAACCCGCUGGACUACAGAAAGUGGAGGAUUAAGUCGGCCUACUGGAGGGCUCUCAAGGUGUUCAAGCUGCCUGUGGAGUUCUUCCUGCUCCUGACGGUGCCCGUUGUGGACCCAGACAGGGAAGACCGGAACUGGAAGCGGCCCCUCAACUGCCUGCACCUGGUGACCAGCCCCCUGUUCUGUGUCUUGACCCUGCAGUCUGGAGCCUAUGGCCUCUACGCGAUUGGCAGCAUUCUUCCUGUCUGGACCAUGGUGGUGAUCGCGGGCACUGCCGUGGCUUCGGUGACCUUCUUUGCCACAUCCAACAGUGAGAUCCCCAGGCUUCACUGGCUCUUUGCUCUCCUGGGCUUCCUGACCAGUGCCCUGUGGAUCAAGGCGGCCGCCACGGAGGUGGUGAACAUCUUGCGGUCAUUGGGCGUGGUCUUCCGGCUGAGCAACACGGUGCUGGGGCUCACCCUGCUGGCCUGGGGGAACAGCAUUGGAGAUGUCUUCUCGGAUCUCACCCUGGCCCGCCAGGGCUACCCGCGGAUGGCGUUCUCAGCCUGCUUCGGGGGAAUCAUCUUCAAUAUCCUCGUGGGCGUGGGGCUGGGCUGCCUGCUCCAGUUCUCCCCGGGCCACCUGGAGGUAGAGCUGGAGCCGGACGGACUGCUGGUGUGGGUGCUGGCGGGUGCCCUGGGGCUCAGCCUGGUCAUCUCCCUGGUCUCGGUGCCCGCGCAGGGCUUCCAGCUGGGCAAAGCCUACGGCGUCUGCCUGCUGCUCUUCUACGUGACCUUCCUCCUCGUGGCCCUGCUCACCGAAUUCAGAGUCAUUCACCUCAAGGGGGGCCUGGAGGCCCAGCGGCAACUUGUCCUCAAAUCAGAUGGCUGUCACGCCUUCGUGUGA
This is a messenger RNA of Elephantulus edwardii (Cape elephant shrew), 2079 nucleotides long. RefSeq names its product solute carrier family 8 (sodium/lithium/calcium exchanger), member B1 (gene SLC8B1). Lineage: Eukaryota; Metazoa; Chordata; Mammalia; Macroscelidea; Macroscelididae. Gene Ontology annotation, molecular function: calcium:sodium antiporter activity. The record is from RefSeq and is a predicted model, not a curated record. The transcript is spliced from 19 exons. Gene Ontology annotation, cellular component: membrane. Gene Ontology annotation, biological process: intracellular calcium ion homeostasis; calcium export from the mitochondrion. The coding region runs from base 1 to 2079 and encodes 692 amino acids.